Molecule: messenger RNA, 3309 nt
Organism: Bipolaris victoriae FI3
Lineage: Eukaryota; Fungi; Ascomycota; Dothideomycetes; Pleosporales; Pleosporaceae
Exons: 2
Coding region: 1-3309 (1102 amino acids)
Biological process (GO): monoatomic cation transport
Cellular component (GO): membrane
Molecular function (GO): ATPase-coupled monoatomic cation transmembrane transporter activity; ATP hydrolysis activity; metal ion binding
Source: RefSeq, a predicted model, not a curated record
AUGGAAAUGCGCAUGCUCUCUCCUGAGGACGGCACACACCAUACACAUAUUCUACGACUUGCCUCUGGCGAAAGCAGGCGUGUAUCGCCCGGUACACCAAACCCCUACGCAGCGACCUAUCCGGUGAGAAAUCCAUAUGCUCAGCCUGCCGAACCUACAUCUGGGCAGCAUCGACACUCCUCUUCGGCCUCUCAUACGCCCAAUACCACUGAUAUCGGUCUUGACGGAACUCCGAUUGAACAGACAUCCCGUAAAGUAUCACAUCAAAGCCUGCCCGAUUUAUUUCCCUCAACACCAGAACUAGCUUCAGAAAUGUCAGAGGCAGAAAACCAACGCACUACGAAAUACAACUUGCAUCUCGAACUACCCGAAAAGGCUCCAAGUCUACCGCUUGCUCAAGAAAAUCUGGAGCCGAUACCUCAACGUCGAACAUCAUCGCACUCUCAUGUACAAAUUCCUAAAGAAAUCGCAGCCCCAGGCUCACAGCCCGGACCAUGCCAGAAUAGCACAGGUCAUCAUCGUCCGUUCACUGUGUUCUCGAAUUGUUGUCUCAUUAGCCGCCACAAAGCAUCUCCAGCAACGGUGCCUGGGAUCAGUAGUGGUGGUCAAUCCACCUGCAACAACUAUAGGGACGCCGAAAAAGGUCCCCCCGAAUUCAAGCGUGUCAUCCUCCGAAUCAAUGGCCUCAAGUGUGGUUGCUGUGAAGGAGGACUUUCACGCGCCCUUGAUCACAUUGCGGCUAUCCAAAACUAUCAAGUGAACACGGUUUUGGCUAGAGUGGAAUUUGACUUGGAUGUGAACAUCCUCUGUGUCGAUGAUGUCAUUGAGCUUCUGACUACAAAAACAGGAUAUAGCUUUGAGGAGCACGUUGCAUUCAAUGGACAGGCAUUAGAGAUCAUCAUCACCGACCCUCGGCGCCUGGAGCACGCUGGUCAGCCCAAAGGUGUCAUCCGUAUCGAAGCACCUGAGCGAGCUCCCUGGCGACCUCUACGCAGAUUACGUCGACGUGAUAAGACGACGACCUUGACCGACACAUCAAAAAGCGGUCCGGUCCAAAACAACGGCGUGAACAAUAGUACGAAGAACUCCACCCAAGAAAUUUCGAGUGUUAGAAUAUGUCCAACGAAGAUAUACUACGAUCCGAUCAAGAUAGGCGCCCGCACCGUGUUUGAGCAUUAUCAGCAGUACGAUCCAGACAUUUGCUUGGCGCCUCUGACCAUAGACCCCGGAAUUGAGCUUGGAGCCAGGUCUACAACCCGAGCUUUGCUAUGGUUUCUUCCUACUUUAGCCUUGACAAUACCUGUGCUUGUAUUUGCCUGGGCGCCCAUCGACCACGAUCAUUCGGCUUUUCUCCAUGCAUCCUUGGUUCUUGCAACACUAGUUCAGCUUAUCGCUUUCGGAGAGUUCGUUCCAGGCGCUUUACGAUCGCUCUAUCACUCCCACAUUUUGGAGAUGGACUUCUUGAUUGCCUUCAGUACUACCAUGGCGUACGGUUUCAGCCUAGCCUCGUACAUUUUUCAAAUUCGUGGAGAGACUUUGGAAACAGGAUCUUUCUUUGAGACAUCAACUCUCUUGGUCACAUUGAUCUUGCUGGGUCGCGUAAUCAAUGAGUUGGCGCGUUUCCGAGCUACCAAAUCCGUCUCUUUUCGGUCACUUCAGGUCGAAGAAGCGCUUCUGGUGCUGCCAUCCGCCAAUGACAUUUGGGCCAAUGUGAAGACCACUCGGAUUGAUUCUCGCCUUUUACAGUACGGCGAUGUUUUCAUUGUUCCUCCUUAUACCAGGGUCGUAACAGACGGAGUUGUUAUUUACGGAGGCUCCAAUGUUGAUGAAUCGAUGAUUACUGGGGAGUUCAAGCCCAAAGCGAAAGGCUUAUCCUCCGAAGUCUUUGCUGGCACGACCAACCAAGACGGUUCCCUUGUCGUUAUCCUGAGGAAGUUACCUCAUGAGAACUCUAUACAAAAGAUUGCGACUCUAGUUGAAGAUGCUGAGCUGAGCAAACCGAAAACGCAAGCCCUUGCGGAUCGCGUAGCUGAGUGUUUUGUGCCUGCAAUAGCUCUAAUCGGUCUGGCAGUCUUCCUCUCCUGGUUGUUCAUCGACAGGUAUUAUAGCAACCACACGUGGAAGAGCGCAGUACUUACAGCGAUUACUUACGCCAUAGCCACUCUUGUUGUAUCCUGCCCAUGUGCUAUUGGCCUAGCUGUCCCUACAGUUAUCCUCAUUGCAAGUGGCGUGGCAGCACGGUAUGGUAUCAUUCUCAGAGACCCUCAGAAACUAGAAAUCACACGCAAAGUGACACAUGUGAUAUUCGACAAGACUGGAACGCUUACUUGUGGGAAAUUGGACGUUGUGGGUAUUCCACGAUACUGCAACACUGACAGAGCACGCGUUAAAGGACUAAUGAUGGGACUAUUGAAAGACAUCAAGCACCCAAUAGCCGUUGGAAUCGUACAUUACCUCACGCAAGACAGGAUCGCCAACAGAUACUACGAAAUUCUGGAGGUCAACAACAUUGUCAGCCUUCCUGGGCAAGGGGUCCAAGGCACUUGCGCCAAAACUGGAGCCGUGGUCUGCGCCGGAAACGCCGACUGGCUGAAGAUCAGCGUAAUUGAGCAAGAAUCAAACACGAGGUGCUACUUUACCAUUGCGGGAGACCUUCAAGCUAGUUUUGAGCUUAAGGAUCGCACUCGUCCUGGAGCGGAGAUGGUCAUUGACAAGCUUCAUGCUCGAGGUAUUCAAGUACAUAUAGUCAGCGGCGACACCGAGAGUGCAGUGGGUGACGCUGCUAGUGCACUCCGUAUUCACAAAGACAACAUCAAGUCGCGCUGCAGACCCGAUGGGAAGUGCACAUACGUCAAAGACCUUCAGGAAUCGGGAAAAACUGUCAUGUUUAUAGGCGAUGGCACAAACGACUCUGCUGCACUCAAGCAGGCCGAUAUUGGCGUACACAUCAGCCAGGGAUCUGACGUUGCCAAAAGUGCUGCGGAUAUCAUUCUAAUGACCACUCGUCUACAUGACAUCCUGAUAUUGCUGGACAUUUCCAGUGCUGCAUACCGACGCAUUGUCGCCAACUUCACCUGGUCCGGCUUAUACAACACUGUCGCAAUCGCGCUUGCGGCUGGUGUUUUUGCCCAAAUAGGCCGUGAGAUCAGAAUCAAGCCGCAAUGGGCUGGGUUGGGUGAGUUCAUUAGCGUAUUGCCAGUACUCUUGAUUGCAUUUCAGAUGCAGUGGCGUGACUAUGGGAGUACUUACCGGUUGAUUGAGAAUGACUAUCAAAAGUUUGAAGCGCCCAAACGUGAGCGUGUCGUUUGA